UCAUCUUCAUCUUCAUCAAGAGUUAAUAGUUUUUACCGUGAAACCAAAUUGUUGAAAUUAGUUUACUUUUUUGUUUUAAUGUUGAGAGAUUUAAUUUCUCAACAAUCAACUAAUCAUGUGCUCGGUGAAAAUUUUCUUACAAUUAACGUUAAUUGGCUCGUUACUAUUAACUGGUCAAUCUCGUCCUCCCUGGUCAACUAAAUCCAAUCAAAAAUGUGGCUACGAAUUCUGUCCUCACCUCGAACCCGAUAUGAUUAACGUUCAUUUGGUUUCUCAUACUCACGAUGAUGUCGGUUGGUUGAAAACUUAUGAACAAUAUUAUUGGGGACAAAAAACUGGAAUCCAAAGAGCGGGAGUUCAGUACAUUUUGAAUUCGGUCAUUCCCGAACUGGCUAAAGACCCAAAGAAAAGGUUCAUCUACGUUGAGACCGCUUUCUUUUGGCGCUGGUGGUACCAUCAGGACGAAGAGAUGAAAAAUCUUGUCAAGCAAUUAGUUAAUCAAGGGCGAUUAGAGUUCAUUGGUGGAGGUUGGAGUAUGAACGAUGAAGCGACUACACAUUAUAGCGCCAUUAUUGACCAAAUGGCUUAUGGACAUCGUUGGUUGGCCACAACUUUUGGUAAAUGUGGUAUUCCAAGAGUGGCCUGGCAGAUUGACCCGUUCGGACAUUCACGAGAACAAGCGUCAUUAUUUGCACAAAUGAACUUUGAUGGACUUUUCUUCGGUCGAUUAGAUUGGCACGAUAAAACUCAACGAGAAAUCGACAGGACAAUGGAAAUGGUUUGGUCGGGAUCGGAUGAUCUCGGUGAACGGGCUAAUUUAUUCACGGGGGUUCUUCCAAAUGGUUACAAUCCACCCGAUGGUUUUUGUUUCGAUGAUACUUGUUCGGAUGAGCCAAUGAUCGAUGAUACAACAUCACGAGAGUAUAAUAUUCCAGAAAAAGUGGCCAAUUUCACCCGAAUAAUUAACUCUCAGGCCAAAGAAUAUGCAACGAAUAAUUUAAUUCUCACAAUGGGCUCAGAUUUCCAAUAUCAAAAUGCACCAAUUUGGUUCAAGAAUCUCGAUAAGUUGAUUGCUGCCAUGGAAGCCGAAAAGCGAAACGGAUCGAAAAUAAAUGUUUUCUAUUCGACUCCAUCUUGUUACCUGUACAGUUUAUAUCAGGCCAAUCGUACUUGGACUUUAAAAAGUGACGAUUUCUUCCCCUAUGGAUCAGAUGACAACUCUUUUUGGGCUGGGUUUUACGUUAGUCGACCAGCACUCAAAUACUAUGAACGCGUUUCCAACAACAUUUUCCAGGCCAUUAAACAAAUUCACGUUGCCGCUAAUUUGACGGACGAAGCGGCGUUUGAUGCCGUUGCCAAUUUCCAUCAAGCAAUGGGAAUCCUUCAGCACCACGAUGCCGUCGCUGGAACUGAAAAGCAACUAGUCGCUUACGAUUAUGCUUACAUCUUGGACAGCGCAAUCAAACAAUCAAUGGACCUGAUUAACAGAGCAUAUUCAACACUCAUGGUCAGAGAUAAAUCGAAACAAAUUCCCCAACCCACUCACACUCUUUGUCUUGGACUGAAUAUAAGUCAAUGUGAAAUAACGGAGACCAAUGACAAAGUGAUCGUCACUCUUUACAACCCAUACGCUCACGAAUACGAUUAUAAAGUUCGCCUCCCUUGGGAUCAAUCGGGAUACACAAUUACUGGACCUACUGGCGAUUCAGUUCAAGGAUCUGUUGUCCCUAUCGCUGAUUUCAUGAAAGAUUUCCCCGAGCGAAACAGCAACGCUUCAACGGAGCUAUUAUUCACCGCGGUUUUACCUGCACUCGGAUUUGUGACCUAUUAUGUUGAAAGAAGUCAAUCAAAUGUACAAAACUCUCGAGCCAUCGCCAUGAAUAGUAGACAAGAUGAGCCACUUGUCGCAGUCGGUAAAAAUUUCACUGCAAAUUUUGAUGCUGGCACUGGACUCAUUCAAUCAGUUACUCUUUCCAAUGGUCAGCUGAUCAAACUACGACAAAAGUACCAAUGGUAUGCAGGUAUGAAUGGAAAUAAUUCCAAGGCCACUAAUCGUGCUUCUGGAGCUUAUAUCUUCCGUCCCAACGGUUCAGCGCACGAUUACCCAGAUACACCCAGUUAUAAACUUUACAAGUCGUCAGAUGUGUUUGAACUUCACCAGGUCAUUUCAGAUCACAUUUCACAAAUAAUCAGAAUCUAUCCUGAUGACCCGUUUAUUGAAUUUGAUUACAAAAUUGGACCAAUUCCUAUCGACGAUGAUGUUGGUAAAGAAAUAAUUAGUUCAUUUGAAACUGAUCUUAAAUCGAAAGGUGUUUUCUACACCGACUCCAAUGGUCGACAAAUGGUUAAACGUACUCGAGACUUUAGACCAACUUGGAAAUAUCAAGUUAUCGAACCAGUCGCUGGAAAUUAUUAUCCAGUUAACAGUCGAAUUAGUUUACAGGAUGAAGUCAAAGUUCAACUUGUAGUUCUUAGCGAUCGAUCUCAAGGUGGAACAAGUUUAACCGAUGGUCAACUCGAGUUAAUGGUCCACCGUCGUUUACUUCACGACGAUGCUUUCGGUGUGGACGAAGCUCUGAACGAGCCCGGAGUUGAUGGUCAAGGACUAGUAAUUCGAGGAAAACAUUAUGUUCUAAUAUCGGACAUACUCACAUCCAACAAACUCCACCGAGACAAGGGUGUCAAACUUUUCAUGGCUCCAGUGGUCACUUUCGCUCCGGUUGCAUCGUUUGAAGAUUAUCGAGCCGAUUUCUUAACAAUUUACUCAUUCCUGAAGCAAGAACUUCCUCCAAAUGUCCACGUACUCACAUUGGAACAUAUUAAUGUGAACAAUUGGCUUGUUAGAUUAGAACAUUUCUACCAAACAACCGAUGAUCCUGAAGGACUUUCGAAAUCAGUUAAGAUCGAUUUCCGUGACCUAUUCGCCGCUAAAUCCGUUCACGGUGUCAAAGAAACCAUAAUGACCGCAACUCUAUUUUACUCUGAGGCGAAACGAUUAAAAUGGCAAACAGUUGAUUCACAAUUAGCUAAUGAGAUCGAUUAUGAAAUUGGUAAUGAGGUUCACGAUUUUGUGGUCACAUUAAAACCAAUGCAAAUACGAACUUUCUUAUUAAGAUUAGAUGAUUAACUUAAUCAGUUGGACAAUCAAAUUAACCUUUCCAAAUUUUCAUCUACUUUUAUAUUUUCAAUUUCUACUAAUUAUUUUUUUCGUAACAAUUAAAACCUAAACAUCAUAAAGAAAACAAGUUAAAAAAUUGUUGAUUAAAAUGUUAUCAUGAUCAUUUAUGCCUGGAAUUAAAAUUAAAUUAGAUUGUUCAA
Molecule: messenger RNA, 3318 nt
Organism: Panonychus citri (citrus red mite)
Lineage: Eukaryota; Metazoa; Arthropoda; Arachnida; Trombidiformes; Tetranychidae
Product: lysosomal alpha-mannosidase-like
Biological process (GO): mannose metabolic process
Cellular component (GO): lysosome
Molecular function (GO): carbohydrate binding; alpha-mannosidase activity
Source: RefSeq, a predicted model, not a curated record